AUUGAAAAGAAAAACGACGCCGUUUGACGUUGAGAGGCAGUUGAAGGCGCUUGAAACGGUUUACGCCACGUAACCCAGUCGUAACUGCCAUUUCUUCCGGGACCAUACUAAUUAUUUCAAAAAAAAAGAAAAGAAAAAAGAAAAAGAAAAAAAGAGAGGGAAAAUGAACGAAGGAAUGAAUUUGCUGGUGAAUCUGUGAGGAAGAGGAAUUGCCCCCGACAGAAGCUCCGAAUGCUCCUCUUUCCCCAAAAAGCCAAACCCUAAUUUGUUCUUCAAUUCCCUUCUCCCCUCCACCAUGCGUGUGAUUUUUUCCUAAGCAUCUCCUUUUCCUUUUUCUCCGUAUAAUUUCGUCGGUUUCAAUCCUUUUUUCCUCUGUUUUUCUGAUCAUUCGAGCUUCGGAAGCCAUGGCCGUCGACGGCGUUUGCAGACUCGACAUUGGCGACUUUCCCGCUCCUCCUAGGGCAUUAUCGUCCCUCGCCAAGCGUCGCCGAUCGUUUUCUCUGCUAAUUUCCUCUCCUUUGAUGAUCGUUGGCCUCUCCAGGAAGAAUGUUUCGUAUCGACAGCUCCCUCAUCAGCCUCUCCACCUCUCCGUUCUCAAGCUCGAUGGCUCUUGUUUCGAUAUUCAGGUUAAGAAAUCUGCCACUGUUGCUGAAUUAAAGGGGGCAGUGGAGGCGGUUUUCAGUCACAUGCCACAGGAUGGACCAGGAAAAAUUUCAUGGCUCCAUGUGUGGUGGCAUUUCUGCUUAUGCUAUGCUGGUGAGAAGCUAGUUGAUGAUACGGACUACAUUGCAAAUUUCGGCAUCAAGGAUGGUGAUCAGCUUCAGUUCGUCCGGCAUGUCACAACUGGCUACAAUGUUAUAAGAAAGCAAUCAAACGAAUACGUGGUUUCCUCAAAACUGCACAGUAGGACAUCAUCUCGAUCGAAAAGCCACAAGCGAAACGAUCAGGACAACUACAAUGAUAUAGAGAUGGGAAGGUUUCAACAUCACAACAACGGUGAACUCUUCAUGAGCCCCGAGCCAAAGAUGGUCGUCUUUUUGGGAGGGUGGUUUUCACACACCAAGCUGGCAUCUGCGGGAAGAAUGAGCAUCAAUAGCCUGGUUCGUCCAUCGGGAUCUCGGCCUAGUCUGGUGCGUGGUUUUAAGAACUUAGUACAAUUAUGCCGUGAAAAACGCCAUUAUCAGAAAGUGAGUAAAAAGAAGAGGUCCAUCAUAGUAGUGUGAAUAGAUAGGAAUGAUUUGAUACACACAUAGAAACAGGUCAACUAGAUUUGUGUUUAGUCUAUAAUCUCUGAUGGGUUCAUUCAGAUCCUUGCUAAUAAGGUGUGAGAAAAAUAUAAAAAUUCAUAACGAUAAUGAUGGAUGCCAAAAUUUGUGGGAAAUUCUAGUCGGUGGUAUUUUUGUUUUGUUUUUUUAGCAUUGUAUCAAAUAACAAUAAUCCGGAUAGCUUUGGGGCGGGUGUGUGUCCAUGUGUAUAGGGGAGCAAAGUUCUGACUCCCUAUCAUUAAAAAAAUAAAAAAUAAUAAUAUCAUA
Molecule: messenger RNA, 1532 nt
Organism: Momordica charantia (bitter melon)
Lineage: Eukaryota; Viridiplantae; Streptophyta; Magnoliopsida; Cucurbitales; Cucurbitaceae
Biological process (GO): mRNA splicing, via spliceosome
Molecular function (GO): protein binding
Source: RefSeq, a predicted model, not a curated record